Messenger RNA from Spodoptera litura, 4521 nucleotides. Its product is annotated as neural cell adhesion molecule 1. Lineage: Eukaryota; Metazoa; Arthropoda; Insecta; Lepidoptera; Noctuidae. The record is from RefSeq and is a predicted model, not a curated record.
GCGACCCGAUACACGUGUCCACACCCGAACAAUCACGCAUGACACCCUCUCGUAAUCUUCAUAACCAAACUUUCACGAACCCAUUAACGUGCUCCAUUAAUACCACUAAUUAAUCCGAGUUCUAAUAUACUUUAACCGUGGAUGUGAAUGACUAAAGUGAAAAAAAUAUAAAAUCUAAGAUUGCGGUACAAAAACUCCACUAGGACUUUGUUGCGAAACCUAUUAGCACGAUGUAUAAUGAACAUGACAAGUAAGGGUCGGUGUUAUCACAACUUCGUGGGUCUAAUUCGAAACUGUCAGUAGUUUUGAUUGCAUCGUCACGGAGUAAACAAUGAAUGUUGUUGACAGUUAUCAGCUGAUCACCGGUGGUCUUUCUGUCCUCAAGCGCGCACCGCCGCUAAAAGAGUCCUGAAUAAUUCAUCGGGAUAUUUAACCGCGUCCCGAAAGUCGGCCGUGCGUGACGACACACUACACGCGACUCCACAUGUAAUGUCGGAAAGAUUACUGGGAUCGUUCAUACACAACGGUUACAUGCUCUAACAAAUCAGAGCAAUGGAACUCGAUUCGAAACUAUCGACGAAAUAUCGCUGUACGAUUUGGAGAUCGACCUAAAGCAAAAAUAGAGCGAAUUUUAAUUAAGAAAAUGUAUGCAGUGUUCGUGGAUCGACUUUAGUCAGUGAUUCAAUAGCGUUGAUCAAUUGUAAAGUUGACAAUAGAGGUUCCUGGGGUAAUGGAAUGGCGUAGCUAAUGUAUAGUGUAAUAUUAAAUUAAUUAACGUUACGGAGCUUAACUAAUAGUUGAUUGUUGCGUAAUGAAACAUUACUGUUGUAGUAAAAUGUUGCCAAAGUAGGUGUAGAGUGGGGUGAAGUAAUGAUGUGGGGGCGGGGAGUGUGUGUGAUGGAGUCCGUGUUGGUGUAUGCUGUGUUGGUGGGCAUGUCGGCUGAGCUUGUGUGCGCCACUGCUGGAGAGUGGAGUGAAGAUGCCGAAGAUUUAGUGUCGACGGUGGAUGUGGACGCGGUGUUGGGUCGUACGGCGUCUCUCCCUUGUGACGUCACACCCGACGCUAAUGAAGACAGGGUCUAUAUGGUGCUGUGGUUCCGGAAGAGUGGGGGCAAACCUAUAUAUAGUUUCGACGUCCGUGGGCGAUCGUUCAACAAGGCCUUACAGUGGUCAGACCCGGGCGCGUUCGGACCCCGGGCCUACUUUGCAACAGUCGCCCGACCAGCAGCGCUCACCCUCAGCUCAGUGCAACUAGACGAUGAAGGCGUCUACAGGUGUAGAGUAGACUUUAAGAACUCGCCCACGAGAAACUUCCAAAUCAGACUAACUGUAAUAGUGCCUCCUCAUCAAAUGCUGCUGUAUGAUAAGUCUGGCGCGGAUGUAUCUGGCGUGGUGGGACCUUUGGAAGAGGGAACCGCCUUGGUGCUAGUGUGUGAAGUUCGAGGAGGUCGUCCCGAACCAACAGUAUCCUGGUGGAUAGAUGGAACGCCAGCCUCCCAAUACAUAGGAGUCAAGACAGACACCCACGUCAUCGUCAAUCGCUUAGAGUUACAGCAUUUGAAGAGAGAAGACCUAAACACCACGUUCAAGUGUCGAGCUUCUAAUACAAACUUGGUUCCUCCACAAGAGAAAGUCGUCAGGCUUGAGAUGAAUUUGGUUCCAUUGUCAGUAUCUUUACUCAACCGGCCACAACAGCUGCUGUCUGCUGCAGCUGCAACUCUUCGAUGUGUAUCAGAAGGCAGUCGACCACCAGCUCACAUAGUCUGGUAUAAAGACAACAGGAGUUUUGACAGAAAUAUGGUAACAGACCAUUCAAACGAGACGUGGUCGGUCAGUACGUUGGUGUUCAGCCCAAGUCCUGCUGACAACGGAGCUAUAAUCAAAUGCGUGGCUGCCAACCCCAGCUUACCCACCAAGUCAAUAGACGACCAACUACAGCUCAACGUUGUAUACAGUCCCCUAGUGUCACUGACGCUCGGGAGUACGCUCAACCCUCACGACAUCAAGGAAGGCGACGACGUGUACUUUGAGUGCAACGUGCGCGCCAAUCCUAGAGAACAUCGCAUCUCCUGGUUCCAUAACGACAGGCCAGUGAGUCAAAAUAUGACGUCAGGCAUUAUAGUCAGCACGCGGUCACUAGUUCUACAAAAGGUGACGAGAAGAGAAGCUGGUAGUUACUCCUGCAAGGCGGCCAACGCGAGAGGGGAGACUUCCAGCAAAGUAGUGACCUUGAGAGUUCAAUAUGCUCCCGUAUGUGGUGAGACAUCACCACAAGUAGUGGGUACGGCACUCGAUGAAGCGUUGCGCGUACGCUGCUCAGUGCACGCCGAUCCUGCUGACGUCACGUUUCUGUGGCAGUUUAACAACAGCGGCGAGAGUUUUAACGUCUCGCCUGCUAGAUAUGGUACAGUAAAUGGCAGUAUAAGCGAACUUCGAUACACACCAGCCAGUGAGCGCGACUACGGAGCGUUGACCUGCCGCGGUACCAACACAGUGGGCAGGCAGGCGCAACCCUGUGUCUUCCAAAUUGUUCCAGCUGCUCGGCCGUCACCACCGAGGAACUGCACAGUUUCUGCUGGCAAUGGUUCCAAUUGGAUCGAGGACUCGAAUCGAGAGGACUAUGGCGAGCCUCUGACUGUGCGCUGUGUCACCGGCUAUGAUGGAGGUCUACCUCAGCUGGUAGUGUUAGAAGCAUUGGACUCGGAAAAUGGGAAGAUCAGGUUUAAUGUCACUGCUAAUGAGACGGACGGUGUAGCUGUAUUCCUAGUACCGGCCGGGGUGCUAUGGUCCAGUGGCAGUGCACUCAGGUUGACAGUGCAUUCGAGGAAUGAUAAAGGAGCUUCGGACCGCAUCAUGUUGCAUGCACUUGCGUAUCAAGACCCUGAGAGAAGGACAGAUGGUGGCAACAGUCUAAUGGCCGGUGUCUCGAAAGCUGCUUUCUGGUCGAUUAUCUUCACUGCCAUAAUCUGCGGAUGCGCGGCCAUUUUCACGGGAUAUUUUCUACGAAGAAAAAGAAGUAAUCCUCCUACAAAGCAACAGUCGUCGGAGCUCCAACUGAACGCAGGCGACGGGCAGUACGUGGUGGCCUACACUCUAAAGCCCCCCAAACAAGCGCAGCCGGACAUAUUGAACCCACCGCCAGACGGGGCGCCGCCGAGCGCGAAGUGUGUUACAGAGGCGGCCACGAAAAAUGGCGCACUCCAUCCAACCGAGGAGUGGGGGAGUGAGCGCGCCAGCGCAGCGCUUGACGACCAUCGACCCGUACUGUCGCCGAAAGCAAUUUUAAAUAAGCCACCUGUACCACUUGGCGCGAUGACGUUAAGUAGGAGAGAGCAUCUCAUAGCCGAAGAAAUACCAGGUCCAGAGAGUUGUGUAUAAAGUGUAUAAAGCUUAUAAUAAAUUACUUAUGUAAAUAGAUUCAAUUAUUUCCAAACGAGAUUCUUCAGAAGCAAAGGAGGAAAAUGUAAAUAUACAGUGACGGUAAAGUACAUGGUUAUGUUCUGCCUAAAAAAACUGCGUCAAAAUGUUGCAGCAAUCUGUUGGCUCUGUGUUCGUACAUUUAUUGGCCAGUAGUCUGCUGCUGAUUCCCUGGCUCGUUUGUUGCGACUGCCUGCAGCUUACAAAUUGCGCUUGCAACUUAAGCAGAACACAACUAAAUGAGAAAUGUCUUAGCUUGUGGUAGAGUCUCGUCUUAGCUAACGGUUUGUUGAAAUUUUGUUCAUUGUUCAAACCAUUCUUGGUUACGUAUGCUCGGCAUGUUUUUGUUAAGAGCUAAAAAUGUUAAAUGAGUUUCCCUUAUUCAAAAAUCUUGCUCAUAAAUGGCAAAUGUACCCUGAAGUAUUAUUGUAAAAAGUGUUUUGUUCAAACUUUGCCAUAUCAAGGUUUUGACAUUCAUCGCGCGGUAAAAUCCUUUUUGGCACAAAUGUUUUUGGCGAGUAGUUUAACGGUGGAUAGACUUUCUACAAACCGUUGCCAUUUUUUUAUCUUCACACUGCCGGAUACGUUUAGCGGGCCACGAGUGUAUGUUACGUUGUACCGAGGUGACCGACUCUAUGCCAAAAAAGGAAUCCUACAAUUUAGUAGCAAAAUAUAAAUUUUGCAAAUAAUUGUCAACAGUUUAGACUAACUUUAUCCUGGAACGUUAGCGUCAAUGGCUUAGUCCUUCAGACAUUAUCACCAGACUUGGUUAAGACUUGGCCUAAGGUGACUGUGGGACCUCUAGAAUACUAAUAGCUUGUUAGAACGGUUGAUCUCGUAAACGCUGCUAUUCCAAAGAAACAAACUUCAUUCUUUUGAAAGUAAAAUUCCUUAAUUUUAUAGUUUACUCUAAAGUGUUCUUAGUUUUGAUGUAUUUUUGUUUGUUCCCUGAAUUUGUCCCGCAGUGUACCCGUAUAUAGUUGUAAAUGUUUUGUAAAAUGAAAUGUUGUAAAUAACUUUAUAUGUAAUGACUGUGACAUUGUGAUAAAUAAUUUGUAAAUAAUAUAAAUUGGAAAAUUAAAAUAUAAGGAAAUAAAACUCUGU